Messenger RNA from Sorex fumeus (smoky shrew), 2908 nucleotides. It is a transcript of the gene PLOD3, whose product is annotated as procollagen-lysine,2-oxoglutarate 5-dioxygenase 3. Gene Ontology annotation, biological process: peptidyl-lysine hydroxylation. Bases 453 to 2678 code for a protein of 741 amino acids. The record is from RefSeq and is a predicted model, not a curated record. Gene Ontology annotation, molecular function: procollagen glucosyltransferase activity; L-ascorbic acid binding; iron ion binding. The transcript has 19 exons. Gene Ontology annotation, cellular component: endoplasmic reticulum. Lineage: Eukaryota; Metazoa; Chordata; Mammalia; Eulipotyphla; Soricidae.
GCAGGGCCGAGCUGGCAAUCCGAGACGUUCGUGGGGGGACGUUCAGCCCAGGGCUCAGCCUCGCGCCCUCCCGGGCCCAGACGUCUGGGCGUCGUGCCUCGCCGCCCGCCGCCGCGUCCCCGCCCCGCGCGCCCCCGCUGCGCCCUCGGGUUUUCCGCCGGCGGCUCCGGGCUGGGCGGUGGCGAAGACCCGCCUCCGUGUCCCGCCGGACCCGCAGAGGGUCACUUCCCCUCUCAGGUUUCGGUUUCCUCGUGUGUCCCGUGGGCCCGCUGACCCCGAUCAAAGUCCUCCUGGGCGGCCGAUCGCCGGCCGGACCCCCAGCCAAGCGCCCCGCACAGUCCUCGCUGGGUGAGCCGCGCCGGGACCCAGCCGCCGCGCCUCGUCUCCAGGGCGGAGCCCGCGCCGCGCCCGGGCCCCGUCCCUGAGCCCCUCCGUGGCGCCCCGACCCCGCCAUGGCUCUCCCGGGCCGGGGGUGCCGCCUCCUGCUGCUGCUGCUGCUGCUGGUUCUGCCGCCGUCUCCCGCGAGCUCGACGUCGGACCGUCCCCGGGCCGGCGACCCGGUCAACCCAGAGAAGCUGCUGGUGAUCACCGUGGCCACCACCGAGACGGAGGGCUACCGGCGCUUCCUGCGCUCUGCCGAGUUCUUCAACUACACCGUGCAGACCCUGGGCCUGGGACAAGAGUGGAGAGGAGGUGAUGUGGCUCGCACUGUGGGCGGAGGACAGAAAGUCCGGUGGCUGAAGAAGGAAAUGGAGAAGUAUGCGGACAGGGAUGAUAUGGUCAUUAUGUUUGUGGACAGCUACGAUGUGGUUCUGGCGGGCAGCCCCUCAGAGCUGCUCAAGAAGUUCAUGAAGAGCGGCAGCCGCCUGCUCUUCUCCGCGGAGAGCUUCUGCUGGCCCGAGUGGGCGCUGGCCGAGCAGUACCCAGAGGUGGGCACGGGGAAGCGCUUCCUCAACUCUGGUGGGUUCAUCGGCUUCGCCCCCACCAUCCACCGCAUUGUGCGCCAGUGGAAGUAUAAGGAUGACGAUGAUGACCAGCUGUUCUACACACGCCUCUACCUGGACCCGGGACUACGGGAGAAGCUCAACCUCGGCCUGGAUCACAGGUCCCGGAUCUUUCAGAACCUCAACGGGGCUUUAGAUGAAGUGGUGUUGAAGUUUGAUCGGAACCGCGUGCGGAUCCGGAACGUGGCCUACGACACGCUUCCUGUCGUCGUCCACGGGAACGGCCCCACCAAGCUCCAGCUCAACUACCUGGGGAACUACGUCCCCAACGGCUGGACCCCAGAGGGCGGCUGCGGCUUCUGUGAGCGGGACCGGAGGCCACUGCCAGAGGGGCAGGCUCUGCCGCGGGUGCUCCUGGCUGUCUUCCUGGAGCAGCCCACCCCGUUCCUGCCGCGCUUCCUACAGCGCCUCCUGACGCUCGACUACCCGCCCGACAGGGUCACCCUCUUCCUGCACAACAGCGAGGUACACCACGAGCCCCACGUGGCCGCCGCGUGGCCGCAGCUCCAGGACCAUUUCUCAGCAGUGAAGCUGGUGGGGCCUGAAGAGGCCCUGAGCGCCGGGGAGGCCAGGGACAUGGGCCUGGAGGCCUGUCGGCAGGACCCCGACUGUGACUUCUACUUCAGCCUGGACGCAGACACGGUCCUCACUCACCCGCAGACCCUGCGCAUUCUCAUCGAGGAGAACAGGAAGGUGAUCGCACCCAUGCUGUCGCGCCACGGGAAGCUGUGGUCCAACUUCUGGGGCGCGCUGAGCCCCGACGAGUACUACGCGCGCUCCGAAGACUACGUGGAGCUGGUGCAGCGCAAGCGAGUGGGCGUGUGGAACGUCCCCUACAUCUCCCAGGCCUACCUGAUCCGAGGUGACACCCUGCGCACAGAGCUGCGCCAGAGGGACGUGUUCUCCAGCAGCGACAGCGACCCGGACAUGGCCUUCUGCAAGAGCCUGCGGGACAAGGGCAUCUUCCUCCACCUCAGCAACCAGCAGGAGUUCGGCCGCCUCCUGGCCACAUCCCGCUACGACACUGACCACCUGCACCCGGACCUCUGGCAGAUCUUUGACAACCCUGUGGACUGGAAGGAGCAGUAUAUCCACGAGAACUACACCCGGGCCCUCGAAGGGGAGGGGCUGGUGGAACAGCCGUGCCCCGACGUCUACUGGUUCCCGCUGCUCUCGGAGCAGAUGUGUGACGAACUGGUGGAGGAGAUGGAGGCCUUCGGGCAAUGGUCCGGGGGCCGGCACGAGGACUCGCGGCUGGCAGGCGGCUACGAGAACGUGCCCACCGUGGACAUCCACAUGAAGCAGGUGGGCUUUGAGGACCAGUGGCUGCAGCUGCUGCGCGCCUACGUGGGGCCCAUGACCGAGAGCCUGUUCCCUGGGUACCACACCAAGACCCGGGCGGUGAUGAACUUCGUGGUCCGCUACCGGCCGGACGAGCAGCCCUCCCUGCGGCCACACCACGACUCCUCCACCUUCACCCUCAACGUCGCCCUCAACCACAAGGGCCAGGACUAUGAGGGUGGCGGCUGCCGUUUCCUUCGCUAUGACUGUGUGGUCUCGUCCCCGCGGAAGGGCUGGGGGCUGCUGCACCCCGGCCGGCUCACCCACUACCACGAGGGGCUGCCCACCACGCGGGGGACACGCUACAUCAUGGUGUCCUUCGUGGACCCCUGAGCCUGGAACCCUCCACCACCUGCGGUGCCUUCUCCUCAUGCCAGCCCCCCUACGCGCCUGGGAUCGAAUGUCUCGCCCCACGCCCAGGCCCCCCCGGAAGCCCCAGGGGUCCCCGCAGACCGCCCCCUCAGCUCUGAGGUUUGUUUCGGGGGAAAUCGGGGUCCGGAGAUCCCCCUGUUAUAAGUUAUUUUCUCAGCCUCCUGCCCAGUAAAAGGAGAUUUGUAAACCUU